AUACAUGACAGAGUAAUCGAUCCGAAGGUAAAAGUGCAGCAGGGUUCAUUUUGUAUCGUCAUUUUGGUCCCGUUUUUUCCCCGCAAUAGUUGAUAGUUAAAGCGGGAUGGGCACCGACUUAACGUUCUCCUCUCGUCGGUCUCCUGUGGUGUGUUUACACGGCUGUGCGGCGUCCAGCCAGCCGUUAUCUUCAAGGAUUGGAGUCGAUGUCCUGAAGCGGGGUGGCAAUGCAGCAGAUGCUGCAGUUGCCAUAGCAGCAGCUUUGGCGGUGACAGAGCCGAGCAGCACCGGCCCUGGUGGAGACGCCUUCUGCUUGUUCUACAAUGGAAACACUGGAGAGAUCAGAGGAAUUAAUGGCAGCGGACGUUCAGCCCGAGCUCAGACGCUGGACAUCCUGGAAGGACGUGGUUACACUGCAGAGACCCCUCCUUCAGUGUUUGAUGCUUUGAAUGUUACUGUGCCAGGGGCCCCUGCAUGCUGGUGUGAUACUGUGCAGCUGUUUGGAAGUCACAAGCUGUCCUUGCUGGAGGUCCUGAGUGGGGCGGUGGAGCUAGCAGAGGAGGGGUUUCCUGUUGCUGAGGUAGCAGCUCACCAGUGGGCGAGCUGGGUGACUGCUCUGAGAGAUGCUGGGAAGGAACUAGGUGGAGACUUGCUGAUUGAUGGUCAUGCACCCAAAUGUGGACAAGUGUUCAAAAACCCUGCCCUGGCUCGGACCCUGAAGGAGCUCGGUGAAGGUGGCAAACCAGCUUUCUACCAGGGCAGAGUGGCCCAAGCCAUUGUUGACGUCAUUAACCAGAAUGGGGGAGUCCUGACCUUGGAUGACCUCAGCAGUCAUGACAGUGAAGUCGUCACCCCCAUAAGCACAGAGUACAAGGGUGUGCGUCUGUGGGAGCUUCCUCCCAACGGUCAGGGGCUGGCUGCCCUGCUGCUGCUCAACAUCCUGGAGAACUUUCCUCAACUUCAAGCUGCAGGUCAUAACAGUCCUGACUACAUCCAUGUUUUGGUGGAGGCUGUGCGUUUGGCACUAACAGAUGCUCUGCGUUACCUUGGCGAUCCACAUCAUGUGACCAUCCCUUUAGACACCUUGCUGGACAAGAGCUACAGCCACCAGCGAGCGGGGCACAUCAGCAUGGACAGAGCCAUGGAGCGAGUGGAGCCUGGCCUGAUGACUGGAAGUGACACAGUGUACUUCUGUGUGAUUGACAGUCAAGGGAAUGCAUGUUCAUUUGUCAACAGCACCUAUAUGGGCUUUGGGAGUGGACUCGUCCCGAAGGACUGUGGCUUCUCACUACAGAAUCGUGGUGCCAGCUUUUCUCUUCAUCAUGACAAUGUUAACUGUGUUGCUGGGGGGAAGCGGCCAUAUCACACCAUAAUACCUGCGCUUCUCACUGACUCUGCAACCAAAUCACAAAAACCACAGCUCCUCGCUGCACUCGGGGUGAUGGGGGCUUUUAUGCAACCACAAGGACACAUCCAGGUUUUGUUGAACAUGGUGGAGUUUGGGAUGAAUCCUCAACAAGCUCUGGAUGCACCAAGAGUCUACGUACAGUAUGACAACAAAACUGAUCAGUGGUUGGUUAAUUUGGAGGAAGGAGUCGACCAGGAGGUAGCCGAGGAUCUGAGAAGACGGGGCCACAUCGUCAACUGGCCAAUUACAGGCCACAAGAGGUCCCAGUUUGGACGGGGACAGAUCAUCACAGUGGGAGACUGGUGGAAUCCGUCAGCCACUCAGCCUAAUCAUCCAUCCAGGGUGCUGUGGGCGGGAUCAGACCCCAGAGGGGACGGAUGUGCUCUGGGAUACUAGUAACGUAAUGAUUAAUCAGUCAGCACUUUUCAAAGAGAAAUUCACACAAAUGAAGUGUAGAGUACAGGCUUGACUGUGAUAUUUUGAAAUGCGAAUACUUUCUUCCUUUAGCUGUUUGAUUCAGCCAAAUGAUUUUAAUGCUAGGCAGUAUCUGACAAAAAGUCAGGUUUAUCACAUUCUCAAAUCCCAAACAGCUACACUGAACCAUUAUGAAGUGCCUUAUUUAAUCAUGUUGUUGUAUCAGUGUUGGUUGGAUGUUCCUGUUGUAUGUUUACAGAUCAUAUGCAUUUACUGAAUGCAGUCUGUGACGUACAGAAAAAGCAGACCAAUAUGUAAAUUAGUGUAGUAAAACUUAUUUCUCAUAACAGUUGUUGUUUGAUUGACUUAAAUCUGGAGAACAUCUGGAGCGUUAUAUUACUUUCAUAUCAAAGAUGCCUCCACUCUUUCCUCCACUCUGUGAUCUGGUUGAGAUAAUUGUUUCAGUCUCUGUAACGGGACUGAAACUGGUAAUUAUAAUUUCAUUACAUAUUUGUCUCUCAUUCCUCAUAAAAGUCCUAUUUAUACUCUGCCUGACAGUUUUAAAAACAAAUCAAAUUCAGAUACACUAAUAAUAUAUAUUUUUUUACAUUUUGAAGUAUAUUUGUUUCUGCUGUUAUGAACAACAAAUCAUUUUAAAGUCUCUACUUUAAAUGAUCUAUGAAUAAAAUACGCUUCGUCUAUUCACAACGUCUUUGUACAUUUUUACACACGCCAAAUAAAUUUAGAUGCACAAGUGGUUUAAGUUGCUGUAACUGAAUUACUUUGAUCUGGAACCCCAGGCGUUAGUAUACCAUAACAGUUCAAAAUAAAUUGUUUUUUUCCCUUAAAAAUUGUGAACUUAAUUGUCAACAGCAGGACCUAAAGAAGAUAAUCAAUGAGCAGAUUUCCCCAAAAUAAAUUGUUUGUGGGUACUCAGA
Messenger RNA from Amphiprion ocellaris (clown anemonefish), 2760 nucleotides. Its product is annotated as glutathione hydrolase-like YwrD proenzyme. The transcript is spliced from 12 exons. Lineage: Eukaryota; Metazoa; Chordata; Actinopteri; Pomacentridae. The coding region runs from base 107 to 1804 and encodes 565 amino acids. The record is from RefSeq and is a predicted model, not a curated record.